Molecule: messenger RNA, 846 nt
Organism: Symbiodinium sp. CCMP2592
Lineage: Eukaryota; Dinophyceae; Suessiales; Symbiodiniaceae
Source: the annotation of a GenBank genome assembly
AUGGAGGCGGCACUCACGGAGCAGGAGAAGGACCAUGCUCUAUGGGCAAGCCUGAUGCGGAGGCUUGCCAUGGAGGAGAAUAUGAACAUCAGUGCUUUGCCUCGCAGACCACCGCGGCUUGACAACCAGGUCUUUGCUUUGUCCCAGUGGUACGACGAGCAUGAGGCUGAAGCCGACCGGGCAGUGCACCGAUUUUUGCAUGACCGUGCGCCUGACCUCCUCUGGGUCUGCUGCAAGUGCGGCGUCGACAUGGCAGCCAAAGCCGGCCUGGUCUCAUUGCUGCUGCACCCCCACCCGAAUGCCCCGGCGUAUGCUCAUCGAACCACCGUCCUUCUGACACGCGAGUGGGUGUGGGACAGCAGCUUCACCAACGUCACCGCCUCCAAGUUGGUGAUGAAGCACGUCAGGGAGAAGUCUGACUGGCUUCAGACGGAGCACUCCUCAUGGAGGAAAAUUCGCCAAAGCGUCCGAGAUCGCACAGCUGGAGAAGGCCGCCGUCCAAUCCCGGAUCCGAGAGAUCCGUGGUCGUCGUCUGACAACAAUGGCCAGUCUGAGAACGAGACGACGGGGGCCGCUGGGACCGUGCCUGCUGACACGGGCAGCACCAGUGCACGGACUGCCGAAGCCGCCCCAUGGAAUGGCCCAACAGGGCAAGGCGGGGCGGCAUCCUCCACGACAAGGACGUCUGAGCAGCCAUGGACGUCGUCUGACAAUCAGCAGUGGACGUCUGAGCGGCAGCAGUGGUCGUCUGAGAAUUGGCACGGCUCGGGCUGGCGUUGGCGAUCCUCGUCUCAGUGGCAGGAGGAGGACGGCGACGAGGACGAAGAUUCCAGGGCAUGGGCCUGA